This is a messenger RNA of Grus americana (Whooping crane), 7209 nucleotides long. RefSeq names its product dyslexia-associated protein KIAA0319-like. Bases 999 to 2240 code for a protein of 413 amino acids. NCBI's taxonomy places the organism in Eukaryota, Metazoa, Chordata, Aves, Gruiformes, Gruidae. The record is from RefSeq and is a predicted model, not a curated record. Gene Ontology annotation, biological process: negative regulation of dendrite development; neuron migration. The transcript has 9 exons. Gene Ontology annotation, cellular component: plasma membrane; cytoplasmic vesicle.
AACAGCCCUCCAGUAGCAGUCGCUGGCCCUGACAAGGAAUUGACUUUCCCAGUAGAAAGUACUACACUGGAUGGAAGCAAAAGCCAAGAUGACCAAGGCAUUGUCUUCUAUCACUGGGAAAAUAUCAGGUAUCCAGAGGCUUUACUAAUCUGCAUUAAAAUAGAGAACAAAGUGAAAGUGAUUGUGUGCCAGAGCCUCUUAUGCAAUUGUGUUGGGUGAUGCACUGUUUGAGAACUGCUUUGAGGCUCUUCCUGCUCAGGUGGUAAUAGGGUGAGAGACAGAAACUGUAAGUUCAACUUGGAAAGCUUAGGCAAUCUCUGCCUGUGUUUUCCAAUGUGUUGGUUUGAGGCCAACUGUUAUAAAGUUAAAAGAAAAUGACAGGAACUUCCUUGUCUCCUGUUAAAAAGUGAGUAACAGGCUUGGGUACCAUCCUGUACAAAGUUUUCCCAUUAGUGCUUAGAAUUAGGGUUUCUAAGUCACUUGUUUGUUGAAUAAUAAAGUAAAUUGACAAUCUGUUUAGCCUGAGCUUUCAGUAGUAGGUGACUAAAGCACUCUUGAAUGAUGAUUGACAGUGUUUUACAAAUCUUUGUAAUUGUAUGUUUAUAUGCAAAACUAAUUGAUCCUUAACAAAAGGACAAGGUAUUAGCUCAUGCAGCUGUUGUAUCCAUGGUACAGGAAGAGGUUUAUUGGCACCCUGUGUAUGUCGUGAGCGGCUCUUAGAGCAACAGUGUUUGCAUGCUCCCGUGAAAUAAUACAGCGAGGAGGUUGAACUUCUGGGGUGCAUUUUCUACUCUUCUAAUAACUGGGUAUGUGAUGCUUGGGUGCUUUGAAUAUCUUGCAGAAAAUGGAUUUAUGAAUUCUCUGAACUAAACUCAUGACUCCUAUAGUUCUUUAACCAUCAGUGUUUAUAGCAGCAGUAGAACAACAAUAUACAUAAAAGCAAAUGAGCGAUGCUGCUGUAAGAACAAUGUGGCUGUCUGUGCAGGAUUAUUUUUGAGAUGUUUUGUUUCAGUGGACCAAGCUCAGUACAGAUGGAAAAUGGCAACAAAGCAAUAGCAACUGUGACUGGUCUUCAGGUUGGUACCUAUCGCUUCAGGCUGACCGUGAAAGACCAACAGGGCUUAAGCAGUGCAUCUGUGCUUUCUAUUACUGUGAAGGAAGAAAACAACAGUCCACCCCGGGCGCAUGCUGGUGGGAAGCAUGUUCUAGUGCUUCCAAAUAACUCUGUUACCUUGGAUGGCUCAAGGUCUGCUGAUGACCAGGGGAUUGUCUCGUAUUUGUGGAUUCGAGAUGGCCAAAGCCCAGCAGCUGGGGAUGUGAUCUAUGGCUCAGACCACGAGGCAGUACUGCAGCUAACUAAUCUGGUGGAAGGAACCUACACUUUUCACUUGAAAGUGACGGAUGCCAAAGGAGACUCAGAUAUUGAUUCAGCAACUGUUGAAGUGCGGCCUGAUCCCAAGAGGAGUGGUCUGGUGGAGCUGAUUCUGCAAGUUGGAGUAGGACAGCUGAGUGAACAGCAAAAGGACACCCUGGUGAGACAGCUGGCUGUAUUACUGAAUGUUUUGGAUUCAGAUAUCAAAGUUCAGAAGAUACAAGCCUACUCAGAUAUAAGCACUGCGGUUGUGUUCUACGUGCAGAAUGGGCAUCCUUCCAAGGUGAUCAAGGCAUCAGAUGUCUCACGAACUCUGCAUGUGCAGCUUUUGAAAGAGAAGGCUGAUUUUCUGCUUUUUAAAGUCCUGCGGGUUGACACGGCUGCCUGUCUUUUAAAAUGUUCUGGACAUGGACACUGUGACCCCAUAACAAAGCGCUGCAUUUGCUACCAGCUGUGGAUGGAAAACUUAAUUCAUCGUUAUCUAAAUGAUGGAGAGAGUAAUUGUGAGUGGAGUAUACUCUAUGUGACUGUAUCUGGUUUUAUUUUGAUUGUGGUCACGGUAGGGCUUGCCUGGUUCUGCAUCUGCUGCUGCAAAAGCAGAAAGAGGACGAAGAUAAGAAAGAAAACAAAAUACACCAUCCUAGAUAACAUAGAUGAACAGGAGAGGAUGGAGCUACGACCCAAAUACAGUAUAAAACACAGAAGUACAGAACACAACUCCAGUCUGAUGGUCUCCGAGUCAGAGUUUGACAGUGAUCAGGAUACUAUCUUCAGCAGAGAAAAGAUUGAAAGAGAGAAUCCUAAAACCCUCAUGAAUGGAUCCAUCAGAAACGGAGUUUCCUUCAGCUACAGUUCCAAAGACAGAUAAUUGAAUGAGGGUAAAAGCACAGAACAUGCUCGUCCAACACAUCUGAAACAUGUUGGCCCACCUCUGUUUUUCCAGAACCGAAAACUUCCUAAAAUACCAACUAAUUGCAGAUGAAAAGGUAAAUUUCUAGCACAGUUAGGGGAGAGAAGGAGGAAGAAUUAGAUGGUCAGCUAACUCCUUUUGUCACCAUUAUAGGAACAAGGAAGAGCACAUCUUAUUUCUUGCAUGUUCCAUGCUGUAUGUUUGUCUGAACUUCAGAAGGCCUUUUUUCCUGUAUUGCUGCUAAAAAACUAGCCAGGGCUGUUAAGCUACUAACAAUGGUAACUGAAAUGCAUAUAGAUCUGUGUCCUGUGCUCCUACCUCUCUCUUGGAGAAGCAGUGUGAUUAUAAUGCUGACCUAAACCAGUGAAAGCCAAUAUAGAUAAAUUCCCUUGCAACUAUAGAGAGCAAUAUGUGACCACAGGCUCAAUCUUCAUUUUCAGUUUAGGUUGGGAACACAGAGAGCAAGCAUUUUCAGUGCGUUGUAUUUAUCUCUGUGCUUUAUGACUUCCUUUUCUAGGGUAGUGCUCAUCAGAUGGAAAUGUCUUUGUUUUCAAAGGAAGUGUACAAUUUAGGAGUUGCACUUAAUCAGCUGUAAUGUAAUGUGGUACAUCUGUGUCCUGUAGGAUGCAAUGUUCCCAAUAUUUACUUAGAAAGUAUGGUGUCUGCAAGGAAGUCCAGCCUUAGGUUGCUUCUGUAAUGAUGGAGGUGCUUUGGCUCCCUGGAGUCUGCCAUGUCCAGCCAGGAAACAGUAGCAGAAAGGCAGGAAGGACUCAGUGCAGUGUGCCUUCAGAAGGAUUUUGAGCAUCCCAAACAACUUUUUGCUUAGCACUUUUAAGGAGCUUUGGACCUUUAAGACUGAACCCUCAGCUGAGUUUUCAUCUGUCAGCCUCAGUGCUCCAUUAAAGAAUGAGCCAGGCAUUCGUGUAGUGAAAUGCUUGUGGUGAAGUACCCUAUGUGGAGCAGGAGGUUCAACACCUACCUUCGUUGUCAUGGGAAUUGGUACUGAGGAAGGUUUUAGCUUGAGCACUUUUCCUGUGUGGCUAUUCAGUGACUAGAUAUGUUGGUCUAAAGAGAUCCCUUUAGGUGUUUGGGAAGGGUAGGUGUGUUGGAGUUCUGAUGUUCUUGCUUGCAGUCUGGAUAAUUUCUUUACAGCAUGCUUAUUAGGCUUUGUACUGUUCUUGAAAUCCCAGACUGAAGACCUGGCUUUUACACAUACGCCUCACUUGUGGGGGCAUCUGUGUCAGCAGUACUGUCUGGCCACAACAUCUGCCUUUCCUGAGGGUGCUUUACUGACAUGCCGGAGUCUUCAGCUGAGCUGGAGGCAUGGUGUGUUCUGAGGGAGGAAACAUUCCUCCGGGAACAUUUUGGACAGGUUUUUUAACUUUUUUUUUUUUUAAUCGGUGGUGGAGAAUCCAUUAACAGAGAAGGGUAGAGUAGUAUAGAGAUCAAGGGGAGCAGAUCAGAAGGGUUGGGGAGGGGAUGUAGUCCACCUCCAUCAUGAGGAAUAAUUUGGUGGAGAAUUUUGGGGCUUUCUCCAUCUUUUCAUAGAAGUCCAACACAACAGAGUAGUUGGGUUGAACACUGUGGCUUCUAUGCUUCUCUUAUUAAUGGAGUUGGGCAAAAGUCAGAAGAACAGUCUAGGCUGGAAGGAAUAUGUAGUCAAAAGUUGCAGCAAUGUUAUGCUCAUACCUGGUUUCAUACCUUUGAUUCUCAAAUGCAGCCAGCAACAGUCCCUAAGGCAACUGAUGCUGCACUGAGGACUGUUUAUCCUGUGCCCAGCCCUACAUCUCUCUGGAGAGCUGAGUGUGGCUGCAGGAGUCAUAGUGUUGGGAGAAGCUGCGAAGAGCUAAAAAGGGCUAAUGCAAGUGUUUUCCAUGUUUUUCCCAUACCCACCAGCAAGAUGCAGUAUAAAUGCUAUGAAUUGCUUUCUUCAGAAGCCAAGUUUUAACUCUGUGUAUGGGGGUUUUAGGCUAUUUAUUGAAACAAAUCUACUUUAUCUCAUUCUCCCCCUUCUUGUGUGUGUGUGCAUAUAUAUAUAUUUUUAAUAAGUUGGUCAAUAAAAGGAAGGACAUCAAUUGAUGUGUUUCAAUUUCUGUUCCAGAGGUGUUAAAAUAAUAACGCAAUGUUCACUUUAAAGCAUUCCUGAGGAAAGUUAAGGCCUACUCAAAUACUAUUUUUUUUUUUCAUUUUUAAAUCAAAAUGUUGGACUUAAUCCAUUCUGCACAAAUUCCUAAAAUGGUUUAGCAGGAAUUAUGCUCUUGGAAACAUGCAUUUGAAAAAAAAAAGGGGGGGGGGGAGAGAAGUUGCAUAGGCAACUACAACUUUGUAUUGGCCACGCUGCCAUUAAUGCUUCUGCUAAAUACUGUAUCCAGUGUGCCUUUAUCUGUAAACUUACAGGACAUGUUAGUGUAGUCAGCACCAUCUUUCAGUUUUGUGAAGGCAGUCACUUGCGUGUUUUGGGUUUAUUUUACAUUUUUAAAGCUGGUGGUGAAGCCUAGGGGGGGUAGUUCUUUCAAGGAAUUAAAACUCAGACAUCUUUUUUUUUAAAAAAAAACAACAACAAAAUUAAAGGCUGAUUCUCUAGUAAAACAACUACAGGAGUCAUAAACCUGCUUUCCUCAAUGCUGCAGAAUUCCCAGGGCUGUUUCCCCUCACACAUACACUGUGGGCUCUGCUCUUUGGAUUGGUGGCAAGUUCUUGUGCCAUGAGAACAUCUGCAUGAUUUGACUAAGUAUUUCUCGCUCUAACAAAUACGAACCACUAGACCUAUUUCUUAUUGCAUAAGGCCCUAGCAAGUGGAAGCUGCUUACUAAAUUCUGUUCUCUAGAUGGUGCUUUGACGUCUUCAUUGCUAACAGUAUUUUAGUUACAUUUUAAAAGUUGAAUAUAGUUUAAAUUUUUGAGCUGCUUCUAAUUUUACUGAUUUGCUUCUUCCGCCUCCUUGGAAGGAGAAGUCAUUCGUCAUACAUAAGAUUGGGCUUGCUCUUAAUAUGAAACUUGCACGAAAGUUAAAAAUAAUAGUUUCUGGCUCUGUGAAUUUGUGAUAUCACAUGUUAGUGUCACUUGGCCAAGCAUGAUUUCUUUUUUUUCCCCAGGAAUUUAGGAGAGACUAUAGCAAGCCUUGUAUCUUGAUUCAGUGUAAUUCUCAUGUCUAGAACUGUUGCUUCCUUGCAGAAUGUCAGGUCUACCUGAAGUGAAAGCAUCAGAAAACUAGCUGUUUAAGGUGCAAACAUAAUGGUGGAUUUCUGAUGCUAUCUUCUAGUUUGGGUUACUAUGGGUUUGAAGCAGGUUCUCAGUCCUCAUGUUUACUUCCACACGCCAUUUUCCUUCGUAUACAGAAAGAGUGCUGGCAGCUUCAUUGUGAAAUAGGGAUAUUCCUGUCUUGUCUGCACUGAAAAGCAGAGGAGACUGAUACAGCCUGUCAUGUAUGGCUUAAAGUUCACUGAAAAUAAAGAAUAAAUUCAGUUUGGCUCUCAUAAGAUAGUGCCUCUCUGUGAAGGCAAAUGGUGUGCUGAUACUUAAUAGUGCAUCAUAGCCUUGGUGUAAGUGCUAGAUUUUCAUUUGCAUCUUGGUUUUACAUUUACACAUGCUGAUGCAUGCACAAGCAGAAAUUGUCCAGCUGUGUAAAAGGACUGCCUUUUGUUUGCAUUUUAAGUAAGGAGUAUAUUUUGGAAAAAAAACUUAUCAUUCCUGCCUGAGGCAUUAAACAGGUUCAGUACUCAGCUUCCAUACUCAAUGCAUUGUAUACACAGCACAAAACUGCCAUGCGGUGAACAGGUCAUUGGCUUGUGAUUUUUAGUUUUCUCAACCAAAACACUACUGCAGUAUGAAACAAAAUUUACCGUGGCAGAUCCACUGAGAUACACAUACAAAUUCUCUGUCCUAUGGUUCAGCCUUUCAUAGUAACCGAGUAGGUUGCGGAGAAAUUCAAGCAAAAUGUGAACAGUCUAAUUGCAGAGAAUUUUUUUAUUUGGGAUGAGGAAGAAAAAAAUUAUUCCUGUUUCAUGUGUAAGAAUACAUUUUCAACUGCAUCCUUUUAGGUAAAUGGAGUCUUAGCAGUCUCCCUCUGUCACAUGCAUCAGAUACAGGUACUGUUCAGGCAUCUGUUUUGUGCUGUCAGAUGGUUUGCUUAUAUGAUGCUGAUUUUCCUUUUAUUUCUUGGUCUCUUGUGGGCAAACAGAAGUGAGCAAACAUGCAAAGAACUUAACAGUGUAUGAACUUAACAGAGAGUGAGUGCAUGUUUUCUAUGCUGAGCUUAAACUUUCCUUAAACUGUUCUGAUAUUCUUGAAAUAAGUGAGAUCUUAAGCAAAUUUCCUGUUCCUGUUUUAAGCCUGAAGUGAAAAUAGUUUUGCCCAUCAAUAUACUGAUAAUGGGCUGUAGUCAGCUGGAGCUGUGGAAUGAUGGCAAUAAAAUGACAGCUAGUUUAGUCUUCUGAGCCAUUUAUGUGAAGUUUGAGAGAGGUAAACAUUCCUCUAGAAGAAGGGAAAUGGGAUAGAGAUGAAUUAAAGUUUCUUAACAUGAGCUAUUGCUUGUCAGUGAUCCCUAACUAGACUACUAAUCCCAUACUUCUGCAGCAAAGGAGAAUCCAUUUCAUAUACCUUUUAGGUCCUGAACUCCCCAAGGCAAGGGAGGGAACCUUAAAGAAGAGAAAUAAAAUUUAAAAAAGGAGGGAGAAAAGGCAAAUAAUUUUUUUCUUUUGCACAGGCUACGAAUGAAGUGCAGAUGAGCCGCACAUCAGUAGUUUGGCUCUGUAUUGAAGUACUUCUCCCUGUGGGUGGAUGGGUGAGCUAUUACAGAAUUUAUAUUAGGAAUCUGUUUCUAGAACAUGUUAUUUAUUGCAAAUGGUAAUGUAUUGUAACUGGAACCCUUUCUGAGCUGAAAUUAUUACAUUUAUGUAACUACUAAUAAAGUUUUGUCUUUCCUUCUA